Megalobrama amblycephala (Wuchang bream) is the source of this 2777-nucleotide messenger RNA. It is a transcript of the gene slc22a6l, whose product is annotated as solute carrier family 22 member 6, like. The transcript is spliced from 11 exons. The record is from RefSeq and is a predicted model, not a curated record. The coding region runs from base 724 to 2400 and encodes 558 amino acids. Gene Ontology annotation, cellular component: membrane. NCBI's taxonomy places the organism in Eukaryota, Metazoa, Chordata, Actinopteri, Cypriniformes, Xenocyprididae. Gene Ontology annotation, biological process: transmembrane transport. Gene Ontology annotation, molecular function: transmembrane transporter activity.
GUGUGUGUGUGUGUGUGUUUGUGUGGUAAAUUUUGAACUUUGAGAGUCAGAGGACAUACAGGACCCUGUCUAUGGCUAAAUAUCUUUGGUUACUCUUCUACUUUUCUUAUCUGUUCUGUCUCACUCAUAAUUGCUCAAGUAGACAGAACUUUCUGCCUACGUUUAGCUAAGCACAGAGUUAUUAUGCCUUAAAAUCAUUAAUUUACCCAUAAUCCCCUCCCCCUUUCACAUUCAUAAUUAGACAUGAACUCCCGCACACUAAUCUACCCCGAGUUGUUCUCUGAUCCUCACAGUAACACCCCACUGGCUCGGACACUGGGACAGCUUUAAGGACACAGCAGGUACAAGGCAAGGGAUUCCAGAAGGAGCACAACAACUUCAGUCUAGCUGAGGCAUCUCUUCCUGCACCUCAUGGAAAAGUCUGUUCGUGCCACAAGCGGUUUAAACGUGGACCUUCUAAUCCAGAGCAAACUUGUGGUGCAUUUCCACCCGAAAUCCUGAGGAAUUUAAGAGCUGAUUAUACAACAACACAUAACAGUUUCUCUAUUUAUUUCUCCUAUUCAGAAUCACUUUCUAGUUCCAUUUGUUUUCUAGGGAGAAAGUUCAGGACAUUCUUCAAGUCAAAACAGAUAUAUUUUACAACCCACCUGACAGAACAUUGGGUAAUAAACUGUAUUCCUCACGUGAGUUGCGACAUUCCCUGUUGUUGUGGACAUCUGAGCCAUGGCCUUUUCUGACCUGCUGGAGCAGGUGGGCAGCACUGGACGCUUCCAGAUCCUGCAUGUCACCCUGUUGAGUAUGCCCAUCCUGAUGAUGGCCAGCCAUAACCUGCUGCAAAAUUUUGCGGCCGCUGUGCCGCCGCACCACUGUGCCCCCCACGCCAACCUCUCAAUGUCCUCCAUGGGGGAUGUGCUGCGGGCAACGGUGCCCCUGGGCCAGAACGGCAAACCGGAACGCUGCAGACGCUACGCACAUCCUCAGUGGCAGCUCCUAAACAGCAAUAGUUCAGAGAGCCUAUGGGAAGAGGGUGUGGAAGAGAUAGAGAUGCAGAGGUGUGAGGAUGGAUGGUACUACAACAUUACAGAAAUGAGCUCGACUAUUAUUACUGAGUGGGACUUGGUUUGUGACCACCGUGCCCUAAAACAAAUGAGUCAAACUACCUAUAUGGGAGGCGUCCUUGUGGGAGCAGUGCUUUUUGGGGGGCUUUCUGACAGGUUUGGCCGGCGUAUUUUACUGCUGAUUUCUAACUUGAUGAUGGCGGUUGGAGGAACAUGUGCUGCCUUCUCCACCUCUUUCACUAUGUUUUGCCUUUUCCGUGUCUGCUGUGGCAUGGCCCUGUCUGGUGUGGUGCUCAACUCCUUCUCUCUAAUUGUUGAAUGGAUCCCUACGCGUGUGCGGACGGUGGUGGGCACAGGAACGGGCUACUGCUACACAACAGGCCAGCUGAUCCUGGCAGCCGUCGCUUACUGCAUCAGAGACUGGCGCUGGCUCACACUGGCUGUCUCUCUGCCUUUCUAUGUGUCCUUCCUCUAUUCAUGGUGGUUCUUAGAGUCUGCUCGUUGGCUGGUCCUGACCAAGAAAUCAGAACAGGCAGUAAAAAACCUCAAAACGGUGGCCCGUAUAAAUGGACGCCGUGCAGAAGGCGAUAAAAUCAACCUUGAGAUGUUGCAAGAGUCCAUGAAAAAGGAGAUGGCCUGUUCAAAGGGGUCUUACAGUGCUCUAGACCUCCUGCGCACAUCCACUAUGAGAACCAUCACCGUGUGCCUUAGCGCAGUCUGGUUCUCAACGAGCUUCGCCUACUACGGCCUCUCCAUGGAUCUGCAAAAAUUUGGGGUCAGCAUUUAUCUUAUUCAGGUCAUCUUUGGAGCAGUGGAUAUACCAGCCAAAAUUGUUGUUACGAUAUCCAUGAGCAUGUUAGGACGAAGACCAUCUCAGUGCGGAGCUCUUGUACUGGCUGGCGUAAUGAUACUCAUUAAUCUUCUGGUGCCUUAUGACCUGCAAGUGUUACGCACCAGUCUGGCAGUGAUUGGGAAGGGUUGCUUGGCUGCAUCAUUCAGCUGCUGUUAUCUGUACUCUGGAGAGCUGUAUCCUACGGUCAUCCGUCAGAACGGAAUGGGAUGGGUGUCUAUGAUGGCUCGGUUUGGAGCAAUGGUGGCACCCAUGGUGCUUCUUCUGGGAGAGGAUUCCCCAUGGCUACCUGGUUUUAUCUACGGAGGGGCUCCAAUUGUCAGUGGAAUCUUCGCAUUCUUUCUCCCAGAAACCCUUGGACAAUCUUUGCCUGAUACUAUCCAGGAUGUGGAUGACAGAGGUUUAGGAUGGAAAAAUUCCAAAAGAGUACCUGAAAAAGAGGAUUUGGCCAAUAAGGAUCCCAGUUGUAUCCUCCUGAAAGAGUCUGUAUGAGACGGUCACUUCACUGGAGUAUCUGACUGCAGUAUGUUGGGAACACACAAAUAGAGAUGAUCAUUGCCAUACAGAAGAGAACUUAAGUGUUCAUGUGAUGGAAACAACCAAUGGCUGUAAUUGGGGGUUUCUUUGAAUCUGAAUGAUAAAUAGUUGGCUCAUCAUUGGUAUCUUCUUGUUUUUCUGACUGUAAUAAGUUAAAAUUAUUAUUUACUUGUACAAAGUGAGAGAUAGAGCUUCAAAUGGAGCUUUGUGCUGUUUAGAAAUCUUUACUGUUAUAUAUAUAUAUAUAUAUACGUAUGCGUGUGGGUGAGUGUGAAAUUUUUGUUUUAUUACAUGAAUGAUAAAAACAAAUAAAGAACACAAAUUGUUGAUAA